AUGUCACUCGUCGAGAUCUCUCUGCCGCUUCUUCGCCUCAGUCCGGCGCUCGUGUCCUCUAUGACCCUCAUGUUCGCCCUCGACGAGCACCUGAUUUUUGGGACCUGGGUGCAGGGUCCCAUCCGCCCACUGGCAAACUCUAACCUUCCUGCCUGGUGGACCAGGGGCGGUCUUCGAUGGCAGUGGGUCCUUAUCAUCUUUUACCCUGUCAACUACCUUCUCGGCAUUCUCAACCUGCUUAUACCCGAGCAUCAAUAUGGCUCGACAACGUGCUUAGCCCACAUGCUAUUUGCGCCAACGGCUCUGCAGCGCAUCGCGGCUAUCGAGAAGAACGUUCCAAAGGGCAAUGUUGUCAUCUCCAUGGAAUCUUGGCUUCGGAUGAAUUGGAUUAGGGCGUGGACUACGGAUCUACCGGCUUGGGUGUGCUUCAUCGUUGCUGCGCUCAAGGCGCUGUGA
Alternaria conjuncta is the source of this 456-nucleotide messenger RNA. RefSeq lists its product as uncharacterized. The record is from RefSeq and is a predicted model, not a curated record. The coding region runs from base 1 to 456 and encodes 151 amino acids. The transcript is spliced from 2 exons. Lineage: Eukaryota; Fungi; Ascomycota; Dothideomycetes; Pleosporales; Pleosporaceae.